AUGCUGGUGUGCGGUCUCCUUGGAGUAGCCGCCUUCGUCCACGUGUGCCUCUCACCUCACAGCAGCUGCAGGACUACUACGGUCGCCGUCAGGGUCGCGCCUCUGGAGCUCGGGGCUCUGCCGCUGGAGGUACUUCUGCUGACGUCACUGGAGCUGGGAGUGGUGCUGGUUCUUUGCCUGCUGGAGGUGCUGAUCCUGUGCUUGAGGAGACUGGGGGUGCUGUGCCUUGGGGUACCUGUGCGUGAGGAGCCUGGGGGUGCUGAGUCUGAGGGUGCGGCGCCUGAGGGUACUGCGCUUGCUGUUGCGCAGUCUCCUUGGAGUGGCCGCCUUCGUCCGCGGACACCUCUCACCGCACAGCAGCUGCACGACUGGUACGGUCGCCGUCAGGGUGCUCGUGGAGGUACUUCUGCUGAUGUUACUGGAGAUCGGAGUGGUGCUGGUACUUUGUUUGCUGGAGGUGCUGCGUCUGGGGGUGUUGCUACUGGAAACACUGAGGCUGGAGACCCUGGGACUGGAGGUGCCGGUUCUGGGGGUGCUGCUGCUGGUGGAGCUGGCGCUGGAGGUUCUGGCGCUGCUGGGGGUACUGGAGCUGCUGGAGGUACUGGAGCUGCUGGAGGUGCUGGAGCUGCUGGUGCUGGUGGCACUACACCGACACGACUGUUCUUCGCUCCGCCGUCUCCGUCGUCUCAGCCACCGCCUGACUUAGUGCUUCGCCAGGUUCUUAGCCGCCCGUCUUCUACAGGUCUUCCGUUACUGCCUGGCUCACUACUGCCUGCUCCGUCUCCUUACAUUGAGCAGACAGGGAGUCUUGCUGCGCGUCGUGAGCCUGCGUCGUGUCCUGUCUCGCCUGUUCGUUCUGGUCGUCGUGUUCCUCGUCCGCGUCCGCCGGCUGUCCCCGGCACGCACCUCGUAGUCCGUCGUCCUUCCUCUUCUCCGCAGCCUGUUCCUCUGCCGUCCCCCCCUGCGUCCUCUCUGCCUGACUUUCUGGACCGUGCGUGUGACCGGUUUCAUGCUGCACACCCUACCGUCACGUGUCUGGUAGCCACUGUUGUCACUGACCCAUCGUUUGAGUCUGCUGCUGCGUCUGCCUUGGUUGCUGAGCUUGUUGACUUUGCUGCUGCCUGUCAUCUAGACUACGCUUCCAGUCUUAUUGUUGAGUCUGAGUCUGUCUGUCCUCCGACCGUCGGGGGUGAGUGUGCUCUUAGCACGGACGUCCUUGAGGACAGGCACGAGGACCUUGAGUGUCUUGCGGCUGCUGCGCCUCAUCUUGUGGCCAUGCUGCUUGCCCCUGAGGGAGACCCGGAUGCACCAGACAUCCCAACCCCGCGCUCUUACGCUGAGGCGAUCGCGGGUGAGUACUCCUCUCAGUGGCAGACAGCCAUGGACACAGAGAUGGCAUCCUGGAAGUCCACAGGCACUUACAUCGAUGAGGUUCCCCCUCCUGGGGUGAACAUCGUCGAUGGCAUGUGGAUUUUCAGGAUGAAGCGGCCGUCGGGUUCUCCGCCUGUCUUCAAGGCUCGUUAUAUGACCACUCUUCGGGUGCUGCUGCACGUUGCCGCUCAGCGUGACUACGAGCUUCACUCUCUUGACUUCAGCACAGCCUUCUUACAGGGCAGCCUGCACGAGGAGAUCUGGCUGCGCCGCCCACCUGGCUUCACUGGGUCGUUCCCUCCUGGUACCCAGUGGAGCCUCCGACGGCCAGUCUACGGUCUCCGCCAGGCGCCUCGUGAGUGGCACGACACACUGAGGACUACACUUGCGGCUCUUGGGUUCGCUCCUUCGACUGCUGACCCGUCGCUGUUUCUGCGCACCGACACUUCGCUGCCGCCGUUCUACAUCCUCGUGUACGUCGACGACUUGGUCUUUGCCACUGCUGACACUGAGGCUCUCGCUCAGGUGAAGUCGGAGCUGUAG
Closterium sp. Yama58-4 is the source of this 1914-nucleotide messenger RNA. The record is from the annotation of a GenBank genome assembly. Lineage: Eukaryota; Viridiplantae; Streptophyta; Zygnematophyceae; Desmidiales; Closteriaceae.